CGACUACCAGUCAAUCGUUCAUGAGUGGAAAACCAUAGAAAUUCUCUCAAAAAAUCUCGAGGAUUGGUUGUUGUGCAUUUUUCUUGUGUGUUACAAAGCUUAUAAGCAUCAUCGACGUAAUCUUGUGAGGAUUGAGUUCAGCCGAGCAUUGUUUCAGUUAGGGUUAUGAAUGGCGGUCUGCUGUUAUCCACAUUCAACACCACAGCCCCAGAAUGGAGUUUAAAGUGGAGAUUAUGGGGAACAACAACUUCAAUUUCAAGACAUAGAUAUAAUCAUAAUGUAAAGAGCUUAUCAUCAUCAUCAGAAGCUGGUGUUAAUGGCGAAUUGAGAAGGGCGUUAUUGGAACAACUGGAUAAGGAGCUCAAUAAAGGCGAUGAUAGAGCUGCACUCUCUCUGGUUAAGGAUUUGCAGUCUAAACCAGGCGGUUUGAGAUGCUUUGGUGCUGCUCAGCAGGUACCCCAGAGGCUAUACAGCUUAAAUGAAUUAAAACUCAAUGGCAUAGAGACUUCAGCUCUUUUAUCCCCAAAAGACAACACUCUGGGUACUAUAGAAAGAAAUCUACAGAUUGCUGCUUUGUUAGGGUUCAUUUCUGCUUGGAAUUUGUUUGAUUUAGGCCCAGAAGAGCUCUUAUAUUUCUCAUUGGGAAUCUUUUUCCUUUGGACACUUGAUUCGGUGGCUUUUGCUGGAGGAUUUAGCAGUCUAGUUCUUGAUACUAUUGGCCAUAACAUUAGUCAAAAGUAUCACAACAGAGUUAUUCAACAUGAAGCUGGACAUUUCUUGAUUGCUUAUUUAUUGGGAAUACUUCCAAAGGGAUAUACACUAUCAAAUUUUGAGUUUACUGAAGAAAUAAGCGCAGGAAGAGUAUCAGCCAAGAUGUUGAACAGGUUUUCAUGUAUAGCAUUAGCAGGAGUUGCAACUGAAUACCUUCUUUAUGGUUAUGCUGAAGGAGGUCUUUCUGAUGUUAACACGUUGGAUAAGUUGUUAAACAGCUUGGGAUUCACUCAAAAGAAGGCGGAUUCUCAAGUGAGAUGGGCGGUACUCAACACCAUCCUAAUUUUACGCCGCCACGAAAGAGCACGAACUCAUCUCGCGAACGCCAUGUCAGCGGGGAAAUCGGUAGGGUCUUGCAUUGAUGUCAUAGAGAAAAACAUUGAUGAAAUUGACUUGAUGAUUUCAUAA
Molecule: messenger RNA, 1179 nt
Organism: Lactuca virosa
Lineage: Eukaryota; Viridiplantae; Streptophyta; Magnoliopsida; Asterales; Asteraceae
Source: the annotation of a GenBank genome assembly